AUGGCAGAGAAGAUCCUGGUGACUGGUGGAGCUGGUUAUAUUGGCAGCCACUGUGUGCUGGAGCUGGUGGAGGCUGGCUAUGUCCCUGUGGUCAUAGACAACUUUCACAAUGCUAUCCGAGGGGCAGAUGCGCUCCCUGAAAGCCUCCGGCGUGUGCAGCAGAUCGUGCACCAGCCCAUCCUCUUCCAGGAGCUGGAUAUCACAGAUGAGGCAGCGCUGCAGGAGCUCUUCAGCAAGCACCACUUCUCGGCCGUGAUGCACUUUGCAGGGCUGAAGGCAGUGGGGGAGUCUGUGCAGAAGCCCCUGGAGUACUACAGGGUGAACCUCACUGGGACUAUCCGGCUGCUGGAGGCCAUGAAAGCCCACAGCGUGAGGAACAUCGUGUUCAGCAGCUCUGCCACUGUCUAUGGAGACCCCAAAUACCUGCCCCUGGAUGAGAACCACCCGGUUGGAGGCUGCACCAACCCCUAUGGCAAAUCCAAGUACUUCAUUGAGGAGAUGAUUCGAGAUCUCUGCAAAGCAGAGAAGGACUGGAACGCCGUUAUCCUGCGCUACUUCAACCCUAUCGGUGCCCAUGAGUCAGGCAUGAUCGGAGAAGAUCCUCAGGGGAUCCCAAACAACCUCAUGCCUUAUGUGGCUCAGGUGGCGGUGGGGCGCCGGGACGUCCUGAGCGUGUUUGGGGACGACUACAAGACGGACGAUGGAACGGGUGUCAGGGAUUACAUCCAUGUUGUGGAUUUGGCCAAGGGCCAUAUCGCUGCUUUGAAGAAGCUCAAAGAGAACUGCGGCUGCAAGAUCUACAAUCUGGGCACAGGCACCGGCUACUCUGUCCUGCAGAUGGUCCGGGCCAUGGAGAAAGCCUCAGGGAGGGAGAUCAAGUACAAGAUCACAGGCCGGCGGGAGGGAGAUGUGGCUUCCUGCUAUGCCAACCCAGCGCUGGCUGAGCGUGAGCUGGGCUGGAAAGCUGCUUUUGGCUUGGACAAGAUGUGUGAGGACCUGUGGCGAUGGCAGCUGCAGAAUCCCGCAGGCUUCAGCAAGAACUGAACUGGGUUGGGGGCCCCGCAGGCAUGCCCGACUGCCGUGGGCCCUCACUGGGCAGCGCUGCCUGCACCCUCCCAAGGUCCCAGUGAGGUUGUGAUAAUCCUGGAUGACUUUCCAACCCCUACCCACCUUUUGCAUGGGGCAGGAGGUCCCUCAGCCUCCUCCCUGUACUUCUUCCCCCUGUCCCCAGGUCCUCUUCAUCUCAUAGACCAGGAAGACAAGGAAAAGCAGAUCUAGGGCCCAGCCUGGGCACCUAGGCCAGAAAAGCCCCUUGUGGGGGCUGCUGCUGGUCCCAGCAAGAAGGUGCUUAGCUAGGCCCUGGGGCUGCUGCUGGAGCUGCUCCUAGGCCAUCCCCUUCCCAGCCUGCCCCUGGCCUGGCCCUCUGCUUCCCCAAGUCUGGGAGCAGGGGGAGACUCCUGGGGACCAGAGAUGGCUGCCAUCUCCCUUACCUACCUCAUGGCCUCAGGCUGCCACCUCUUCUUCUCAGCCCUGCAGGGACCGCAGUCGCAGCCUGAGGCUGUUGGCCCAGGAGGUAGCGUGGCUCCUUCCCCCAGCCCAGCGCUCUGGGGACGGGGGCCCUGUUGGCGGGUGGGGGCUGCCCUGCUUCCCCCACCCCCAUUGCAGGCCUAGGGCCCGAUUUGCAUCUGCCACAUUCUCCUGCCAGGCCGGCGGAGCCCACGCCCGCAGCCCGCACCCAGCACUACUCCCUCUGCUCCCAGGCACGGGUUAGGCAAGAAACCCUAAAGUGCUUGUGCGAGCAAUCGCGGCCACCAGCCCUGCUUCUGGCCACGCGGCUCCCCCAGCCCCCGAGAGCCAUGUCUCCGGGCUGGGUGUCAGGAAUGCAGAGGUGGCUGGUGUCCGGUUUUGCUUCUGAGCUGCCUGGGGCAGCCACUUCCGUAAUCGUGUUGCCAAGGGCUGUCCAGGAGAAGGCUCCACUUGGCUGUCAAAUACUGGUCCUAUUUAUUACCGGCAGCUCUAACGCCUUCAUUAGGCAGUGAUGACGCAGCCAGCCUGGUUUGCUGUCACUUAGAUUAAUAACUUAUGCUACUAAAUUAUGAAUGGGGCUUUUGAUUUGUUUUUAAAUAAACUUUCUUAC
Messenger RNA from Struthio camelus australis, 2137 nucleotides. The record is from RefSeq and is a predicted model, not a curated record. NCBI's taxonomy places the organism in Eukaryota, Metazoa, Chordata, Aves, Struthioniformes, Struthionidae.